Amborella trichopoda is the source of this 802-nucleotide messenger RNA. The record is from RefSeq and is a predicted model, not a curated record. Lineage: Eukaryota; Viridiplantae; Streptophyta; Magnoliopsida; Amborellales; Amborellaceae.
CAAAUGCCGGAAAAGAAGUCGAGAUCUGUGCCAAGGACACACAGGCGUGGAGUUCGCUGAGAAGUGCACUUGGCCUCACUCCUUUUUCGACACAAACUCUCUCUCCCUCCCUUUGAUGGAGAUCUAGGCUUUCGCUUGCGCCUUUCAAAUCGCAGAUCUAGGGUUUGUCAAAGCCCGAGAUUUAGCUUGUUUUCGCCGGAAAGGAGGUUUCCGGCCGAUUGCGGAAAUUUGGCCGGACUUUGCUGGUUUUAGGGUUUUUGGCCGGAUUUGGAAGGGACCUUAACCGAAUUUAUUUGAGGUGUGGUUCGUUUGUGCCGGAAUUUGGAGACAUUUGGUUAGAAUUUGAAGCGGUUUUUGCUGGAAAGGGUUAGGCGGAAAUGGGAUUCAUAUCAUUCGCAGGGAGAGUUUUGUUCUCUUCGAUUUUUAUACUUGCUGCUUGGCAAAGGUUCAAUGAAUUCGCUGAUGAUGGUGGACCUGCUGUAAAGCUAUUGGAACCCAAAUAUUCACUCGUAAAAAAUCACGUGACAUCUUCCCUUGGGUUUCAAGUGCCGGAAAUUGAGAUUAAGCAUUUGGUUGCCGCAGAAAUUGCUUUGAAGGGAAUUGGGGGCAUCCUCUUUAUCUUUGGAAGCUCUUUUGGUGCACAUCUUCUGGUAUUCAUGCUAAAUUCUCUGUUAAGUGCAUUUAUUGCCAAGAUGAGAAAGCAUUAUGAUUUGUUAUGUGGAUGCUGUAUAAUGUCUUAUAAUUUUUCUCUUUUUUCUUUCCCUUAUGGUUAAGUUCUUGUAUAUUUUUUAUUCCCCUUUCC